CAUAUUUUGUUUUUUGUCCUGAGGCGGUGGGUGAAGCAAGACUUUUAAUAUUCACGAUCGUGAAGAGGCUUUUAACUCGAGUGGAAUACAGCCUACGACUAAGACUGUGAGAGUUUGAGUUAAAUUGAAGAUCAAAGAUUUAAUUUUAAAUUCAUAGUCACGGAAAACUAGCCUGUAAAGUGGCGACAUCGACAGACUAAUAUAUUACUUUAGAGAAACUCAUUCAUUGAUCUCGGUUCACCCCCGUAAACACGAAUCUCUUUACCUUCGGUUUACAUAUUCCCGGUAUUAUCUACCUCCGUGCACAUCCCACUAUAUUUUUCUUCCACGGAUUCUUCCACCGACUGAACGCUUCAUGGCCGGUGAGCUGCAAAGUGGCAGGCCGGGCUCGAGACGCUCUCGGACCGGGAAAGCUGUCGCGUUGGCUCGACUACUACACCGGGAUUGCACCCGCCUGUUGGAGCUUUACAAAGAGAAAGAAAGCUUCCCAUCCGAACACUCCCUAGAGACGGAUCGGAUUUUGUCUCUAUGCGUGUCUUCCCCCGACCUCUCAAUGGACGAGAGGGUGUGGCUUCAUCACUCCGCCCUCCAGCAGUGCCUCAGGCUUCUGGAGUACGUGAUUGGCCGGGAGGAGGAGCUCGAGGGCGAAGGGGGCGGAGAAUAUGAGUCUGUCCGUAACAGUGUGAGGGAGAGGCUGGGGCACUUGCUCCACUCAACCAGGGUCCUACUCGAGAAAGAAGAGGAAGAUAAUGUGCCUACACCUGAUCCUGACUGUAACAAGGACGUAGAUGUAGACGAAGGAGAUGGCGUUUUUGGGGUAAAGCUCUGGAUCUACCGUGUCCUGCAGGAGUUGAUCCACUGGACCCACUCUGCCUCCGAGACCCUCCACACCUUCCACUCCGAGCGGGAAGCAAGAGAGCAGGAGAGGAGGGGCAGUGAGAGCGAAGGGGCAGAGAUCUAAGAGAGGAGGGGGCCUGGCAGGUUAGGGAACAGUGAAGUUAGGGGUGAGGUGGCAGGAUUCCCUACUUUCAUUCAAGAGAAAGAGGGAAAAAAAAAAAAGAGUACAUAUGGUCCCUACUGGACUCAUAUGUACUCUGUUAGAGUUGAAUUAACACUGGAUUACCUUUUUAUUUAUUUCAAAAAAAAAAAUGAAUGUGAGAAUUUCUUCAGAAGAUAGUUUUAACUCUCAGUUCUGUAAUAACUCUAACGAUGUUAAAAUGUGCUGCUAACCCACUGAAGUGUUAUAUUGUAGAGCAAAUCUAUAAGCUAUAUUGACUGUUGCACUGUUUAAAGUUCACUGUAGCUAGAAUGCCAUGACACGUUGACUGUGAAAAUAGAGCUAAAGUACUAACACACUGCCACAUUCACUUGUUGCAUGUAGAUAAAGCACUUGCAAACUAACAGCGUGUUAAGUGGUCAGAAGUUGUGUUUGUUGGUAGGGUGCAACUUUGGCGUUUUGCUUUUUGUCUCAUGCCUAGAUUGCUGCUGAAAUGCAAUGCGACAGCUGUUGUGUUGUCGGUUAAACACUAGAGAACUGAAGUGCAUUUAUCAAAUUGCCAUGUGACAGGAUUUUUCCAUGGACCAAGAAAAAAGAUUAAGCCUGCUUGAUAAUGUUUUAGAAAAUUGCUUGCCAAUUUUCUUUUCUUUUUUCUUUUUUUUUUCAGAACGCCAUUGUUGUGUAGAUAAAUGGUCAUUAUUUGUGUCAACUUAAAGCAGUAAAUGUUUUCUUGUGAAUCUUCAAGACUAUAAGUCCUCCAUUAUUAGGUCACAUUUUUUGAAUCUGACAUUGUGUAACAUUCAGAUUUUUUGAAAUAUUGUGAAGUAACAGGUUUUUUUUUGGUCAGCAGUCUGUCUUAUUGUGUAUUCCUUGGAGCCAGUCACAUGACAACAGAUCACUAACAUUAUAACUCAUUCACUUUUACAUUUGUGACUAAAAUAACGGUCUCAAUACUCCUUUGUACUCUUGUUCAUUACAGAGGGAGUGAGUGCUUAAAGAAUGUGUAAUACAGCAACAGAACACUGGGUGAAAAGUCUGAGGAAGACAAAACAUUUCAAGCCAAAAUAAAUGGGUUCUGUGGUGAUUUUUGUUUUCCUAAAGCUGUGCAAUGACUUUUUAUUAUUAUUAUAACUAUUUAUUAUUGUUUAUCGAUUUGUAUAAUUUGAAAUAAAAUGUAAAGCGUGGCACUUAUUUAUUUAAUAUUAAAUAUAAUUGCGUGUGAUGAUCUGUUGCUCAGUCUCAGAACAUUAAACUGCUUCCUUUUGUUUAUAUAUGAAUGUUGGCACUCAAUGUAUAGGCUAUGUCCCGCGAGGGUCUACUGUAGAUGGAUUUAAGGGUAAAUUGCUGUGAAGAAAGGGAUGAGCAUUCCGUACUCAUUAUGUCAUACUGAUAUCUUUAAAAAAAAAUAAACGAAUGCAUCAAAA
Molecule: messenger RNA, 2421 nt
Organism: Anguilla rostrata (American eel)
Lineage: Eukaryota; Metazoa; Chordata; Actinopteri; Anguilliformes; Anguillidae
Product: ciliary neurotrophic factor-like
Exons: 3
Coding region: 356-961 (201 amino acids)
Biological process (GO): ciliary neurotrophic factor-mediated signaling pathway; negative regulation of neuron apoptotic process
Molecular function (GO): ciliary neurotrophic factor receptor binding
Source: RefSeq, a predicted model, not a curated record